This is a messenger RNA of Bacidia gigantensis, 1260 nucleotides long. RefSeq lists its product as uncharacterized. The record is from RefSeq and is a predicted model, not a curated record. Gene Ontology annotation, molecular function: carbohydrate:proton symporter activity. NCBI's taxonomy places the organism in Eukaryota, Fungi, Ascomycota, Lecanoromycetes, Lecanorales, Ramalinaceae. Gene Ontology annotation, biological process: transmembrane transport; carbohydrate transport. Gene Ontology annotation, cellular component: membrane. The transcript has 4 exons. The coding region runs from base 1 to 1260 and encodes 419 amino acids.
AUGGAUCGUAUCGGAAGAUGGAACGUGGUGCAUCAGUACCAAAAGCGCUCUCUACUUAUCGCCAUCAACUGCCUAGGUAGCUUGGCAAUCUUCUUCUUUGGCUACGAUCAAGGCAUGAUGGGUAGCGUCAUGGUUUCGAUCGACUUUGCCGUUCACAAAAUGAAAUAUGGCCAUGUUGAGCCCGGGACGACCCAAGUCGUAGUAGACAAUAGUCUACUUCAAGGUGGCAUUUCACCUCGUUGGCUGGUGAAGGUGGGACGCGAAGACGAAGCGCGCUACAUUCUUCUUAGGCUCCGAGGUGAGGAUGAAGCCGAACUCGCAGAAGCAGAAUUCCAGGAUAUCCGCAAUAUUGCAGAACUAGAGCGGAAGUCCGGCAAGACCAAUAGCUAUUUUCAUAUGCUUUGGGACGUCAUGCCGAAGGCUGUGGGCGGUGGGUCUUCUGGCUCUCUUCACCUCGGCAGGCGUGUUCAAUUGGUUAUCUGGCUUCAGAUACUACAAGAAUGGAUUGGCAUUGCAGGGGUCACCAUCUGUUAUUCUGGCCAGAAGGCGCGCUGGCUGGCUGGCGUCAACGACAUCACUUACAUGUUUUCAACCCUUUUUGCCGUCUUCACUCUGGACAAGCUCGGUCGGCGGACCUCGCUCUACCUUGGAGCGAUCGUAAUGGGCAUUUCCAUGUUUCUUUCGGGUGGUCUCUCAGCAGCCGCAAGCACCCAUCCGAAGGGAAGUUCCGAGGCUUCUCAGUUUGGAGCCGCUGCUGCGUCCUUCACCUUCACCUUCAUCUUCAGUAUUGGUUUUGGCGCCACGUGGCUCACAAUUCCCUGGCUCUACCCUGCCGAGAUUUUCCCCCUGCAAGUCCGAGCCAAGGGCAACGCAUGGGGUGUCGUAGGUUGGUCCAUUGGAAACGGAUGGACGGUUCUCCUACUGCCUAUAAUCUUCGCAAACCUCGCCGAAAAGACUUUCUACAUCUUCGGCGCUGUCAAUUUCUUCACGCUUCCCGUUGUAUGGGCGUUCUAUCCCGAGUCUAACCAGCGUACACUCGAGGAAAUGGACCUUCUCUUUGCGUCUAACAGCUGGUUCAAUUGGGAGGCGGAGAAGACCUACGCUAUGCUGCGCGAGCAGAAUCCCGAGCUGGUACAAGCAGCGCAGAGAGGCAACAGUGUCGUGGACCCGGAGACCGGUAUGAAAUUGAGGGGAAGUAGAGGCGCCAGUCUCGUACCUCAGGACUCGACGCAGAUCGAAAAGUCCGCCUCAGAGAAGUGA